AUGCGUCGUGCUUUCCUACCAUAUAAUUACGAGCGUACCUUGUACAACAAGCUUCAGAACCUAAGACAGGGGACACAUACUGUUGAAGAAUAUGCGACAGAGUUUUUCUACAUGACUGCUAGAAUGACUUCAGGCGAAACCAAGAAGCAACUAAUCUCUCGAUUCAUUGGAGGAUUACGGUCUCAACUCCAAACCGCGAUGGCUCAGUUUAAUCCACUGUCAGUAUCUGAAGCCUACCAACACGCCAUCUCUAUGGAACUGCAGUUACGAUCGUCAUGGACAUCGUCGUCACGAUCACGUUUCCAAACGUCCAAUACAGGCGAGAAUGCUACACUUGCUACAGACGGAGCAACACAACGCUUGGAGUCUGCCAAAUUAGGCCUCAACACCGAGACUAUUGCUUCUUCAAGACCAGCACGUACCAAUGUGCCGCGUUGUUUUACUUGUGGAGAACACGGCCACAUUCAGACCGCUUGUCCUAAAAACACAAAGUGUGGCUUGAUGAUUCAAGAAACAGAGGACGCAGAACCACAAUAUGAUGACUAUGACGCUACGGACGACGACAACACUGAUAUCAUUCAAGGCGAUACAUGUCUUAAUCUCGUCCUCCGCCGGAAUUUUCUACUACCCAAAGCCUCGCAGGAGUCAUGGCUUCGCACCAAUUUGUUUCGUUUGACUUGCACUAUCAACGGCCGGGUCUGCAAACUCAUUAUCGACUCAGGAAGUUGUACUAAUGUCAUGUCGUUUGAAGCAGCGCAGAAACUUGGACUCACCGUCACGCCACAUCCGUCUCCUUAUCCGCUUGCCUGGCUCAACAACGGCACCGAAAUCAACGUCUCAAAAAAAGUUCUCGUCUCCUUUUCCAUUGGUAACUAUAAGGAUUCAAUGACUUGCGACGUUAUACCUAUGGAUGCUUGCUACUUGCUUCUAGGACGACCUUGGCAGUUUGAUCGUGAUGUUAUACAUCAUGGUAAAGCAAACACUUACAGCUUUGUGUUUGACAAUCGCACAAUUACACUAGUUCCCUCAAAAGAACAGCCUGAGCCAAGUCCGCAUGUGGACAAUACUUUCCCAACGGACAAGUCAUCGAUGGCGAAAACGUUACUGACACUACCCAAAGGAGAUUUUGAGAAGCAAAUUCAUGACGUUGAUGUUCUUUGGGCAUUGGUGGCCACACCAGUACCAAUGACACCGUCUAGCAAACCUCCAUCAGCUUUCACUCCGUUGCUCGAAGAAUUCACCGACGUCUUUUCAUCUGCACUCCCGAGUGCCUUGCCUCCAUUAAGAGACAUCCAACACCAUAUUGACUUGGUUCCUAAUGCAGUCCUUCCUAACCGACCGCAUUACCGUAUGAGUCCGCAGGAACACGAUGAGCUGCGUCGUCAAGUAGAAGAGCUUCUCCAGAAAGGACAUGUUCGCGAAAGCCUUAGUCCAGCUGCCGUUCCCGCCUUACUCAUUCCCAAAAAAUAUGGUUCGUGGAGAAUGUUUCCUAUCCCGCGCCUUGAUGAUCUCCUUGAUCAAAUUGGACGUGCCACAUUGUUUACUAAGCUCGACCUUAAAAGCGGUUAUCAUCAGAUACGUAUACGUCCAGGAGAUGAAUGGAAAACAGCUUUCAAGACUAGAGAAGGUCUUUUCGAAUGGACGGUCAUGCCUUUUGGACUCUCGAAUGCACCUAGUACGUUCAUGAGAGUCAUGAAUCAGGCUCUUAUUGAUCGCAACGACUUGACCAGCCACUUGUCUCACCUACGAGACGUCUUGGAGGUUCUACGACGUGAGAAGCUAUACGCGGCACACCACAAAUGUGUCUUUGGUGUGUAUCAUGUAUUGUUUUUAGGGUAUAUCGUGUCAGACAAGGGUCUACAAGUUGAUCCAGGAAAGGUUGAAGCGAUCAAGUCUUGGCCCACUCCUCGUUCGAUCAGCGACGUCCGGAGCUUCCACGACCUCGCUUCUUUUUAUCGACGAUUCGUGCAUCACUUCAGCAAUAUUGCAGCACCCUUAACCGACUGUAUGAAAGGCACCACAUGGACUCCUGAAGCAGAUCAAGCAUUCGAAAACCUUAAGCAACGUUUGGUGUCGGCUCAAAUCUUGGCUUUACCAGACUUCACUUAG
Messenger RNA from Brassica oleracea var. oleracea, 2109 nucleotides. RefSeq lists its product as uncharacterized. NCBI's taxonomy places the organism in Eukaryota, Viridiplantae, Streptophyta, Magnoliopsida, Brassicales, Brassicaceae. Gene Ontology annotation, molecular function: nucleic acid binding; zinc ion binding. The record is from RefSeq and is a predicted model, not a curated record. The coding region runs from base 1 to 2109 and encodes 702 amino acids. The transcript has 3 exons.